Messenger RNA from Stylophora pistillata, 1988 nucleotides. RefSeq lists its product as uncharacterized. NCBI's taxonomy places the organism in Eukaryota, Metazoa, Cnidaria, Anthozoa, Scleractinia, Pocilloporidae. Gene Ontology annotation, molecular function: protein binding. The record is from RefSeq and is a predicted model, not a curated record.
CUAAAGAAGUGGGAGACAAGGCUGGAGAGGGAGGAAUUUAUACCAAUCUCGGAUGCGCUUAUCAUGGUCUAGGACAGUUUAAAACAGCAAUCGAGUACGAUCAACAUCAUCUAGAAAUUGCUAAAGAAGUGGGAGACAAGGCCGGAGAGGGAAAAAGCUAUGGCAAUCUCGGCAGCGCUUAUUUUUGUCUACGACAGUUCAAAACAGCAAUCGAGUACCAUCAACGUGACCUAGAAAUUGCUAAAGAAGUGGGAGACAAGGCAGGAGAGGCACACUCACUCUGUUCUCUUGGAAUAAGUGUGGAGUGUGAAGGAAAUCUCAUGAGAGCGCUUGACCUCUUAUAUUCGAGUGUAAAGAUUUAUGAUGAUAUCAGGGAUAGUCUUCAACCUAACGACAACUCGAAGAUUUGCAAUCGCAAUCAGCACACAGAUGCCUACACAGGUUUGUGGCGCAUAAACCUAAGUCUAGGUGAGGAUGUUAAAGCUCUCUUUGCUGCAGAAAAAGGACGUGCUCAAGCUCUAAGAGAUCUCAUGAACUCGAAGUAUAAGGUUGAAGGCUCUUUAAAGUAUUGCAGCCCAUGCGUUUCUUUGAGUUGUGUUCCAUCAAGUACAGUUUUCAUAGCUAUUAGUGGGCCUUGCGUUUACUUCUGGGUUUUCCUUAGCAAUGAUAAUGUCCAGCUGAGAAAGGUACAUGUCAAUAACUACAGAUAUCAGGAUGAGCUGGAAUUUUUCAUCGCGCAGAUGAACAGUAAUGUCCUUAAGGAGAUCGCUGCUAGUAGAGAUGCUGUAAACGGCGAGAAUCCGCCCAUUGACGCGCUGAAAGAGGAGGAAGUGGAGGAAGUGGGAGAUUGAGGACGAGGCAACCCUGGAGUUUAUGAGUUUCUUCUACGGUGCACUGGUUAAAGGCAAGAGGACAAGAGAAGCUCUUAAUGAAGCCAUGAAGUGUAUGAGAGAAUCUGGAGAUUUCAAGGAGGUGAAGCAGUGGGCACCAUUCGUACUGAUUGGUGAUGAUGUUCAACUGGAUUUCAAGGAAAUUUAGAUGCUGAACCAUUUAAGGAGGUGAGCCUUGAAGAAAGAAAGCUAAUGCAGUUAAAAGUUGCCUACAGACGUUGAUGUGUGUAACAAAACCCACUGGGCUACCGAUAAAAUGUCUGUGAAAGUCUUUUCAAAACAGAGAGAACCAAAAGACGGUUAAACUUAAAAUUUCAACAAGAGCCCCUGUGGAUUUCUGUUUCAAAACUUGUAUUUUCGUUUUUAGAAAUGCUCUUGGAUUUUGGACAUAUCUAAGAGAAAAAUUCUUUGAAGUAUCUUGAUCGCUAAGGUCUGGUUCAAACUAGUUUAUAAUGUUAUUUUAUUAAUAAGUGAUGUCUUGAAAUUACCACGACUGGCUAGGUAACUGUAAUCUAAUGAUGAAUGAAGUCGUUACCUAUAAACAAGUUUUUAGGUGUUGCACUUUCGUCUAAGUCGAAAAGGUUUCCUUUUUUUAAAAUUUUUCUCAAGUCAUUUUGCUCUAUAGCUGAGUCAAAGUUAUAUGUUUGUACAGAGAGUUUCCAGAGAACUUGAAGAAUAAUCAGUUGUCCCGCAAUUGUUCGAUAAUCUUAGUUCCAGUCGAGUGGAAAUUGCGUGACUAACUUUUCGAGGAAUUUUACUGAGUUAUUUGUUAUCAAAGUUAUUUUUCUGCAUCUUAUUAAUUCGGUUUCUCAGACUUUGAAUGACUGAAUCUAACUUUUAUGGCCAAGGUUUAACCUUGCUUUUACCAAUAUUUAGAAAGAUUUGUCCGGCUUUUGCGUUUGAUUGCGAUACGUUGUGCCUUUUGUAAAUGCAUCAGAUACAUUUUUUAAAGAAUGAUGAUAAAAACCAAUUGUUUAAUUGGAAAAUAAAGGCUUAACUGAAUAAUUUAAUUUUUUCUUUUUCUUUUGGAAACUGCAUGGCAGUUUCAAAAUUAUGUCUCAUACGAAAGGUCGAGGGGAAAAAGUUCCGAAAGUUUAG